GGACCCCGCAACAUUGGCCAAUAGGCUACCCGUAAUUCCUCGCCGCCGCCAAAAAUGGGUAGCCAACGUACGAUGCCGGCUCUGGCUAAUCCGAGGACUUGGCACUACUCGUCUAGCAAAUUUGAAGUUUUCGUGAUUUGGUCUAUAUAAGCCUAUCUUGUUUGUUUAGUCUUCUUUCAACCAUCUGUCGUGACUUCUCUUGAGCACCUCCCAGUAUCAAGUCACUCUAGUUGUCGUCCAAAAUGGCCAAUUAUACUUCUACGUUCCACCCGUACUAUCCCCUCGGCGUCGCCAUUCCAGACUACAAGGCCAACACCAUUUCGACGCUGGAAAUCUUUGCUAUUUUCGCCACCGCUUGUUCCGGAGCCUUGCUGCUAGCAUUGUUCCUCAUCCGGACCGUGCGGCCACAAAUAUCUACCGGCGAAUUGUCCAGAGCGUUAUGGUUUAUGCUAUGUGGAAGCAUUCAUCUAGUCCUUGAAGGUCACUUUGCUCUCAACCACGUCGCCGGCAGCAGCGCCGUUCUCUCCCAGCUGUGGAAGGAAUACUCCCUUUCCGACUCGCGCUACCUGACCCGGGACGCCUUCACGGUCUGCAUGGAGACCAUCACAGCCUUCGCCUGGGGACCACUCUCGUUCCUCCUGGUCUACCUGAUCGCCGUCGCCCACCCGGCUCAGUAUUUUGUGCAGACGGUCGUCAGCCUCGGUCAGCUGUACGGUGACGUGCUAUACUACGCCACAUUUUUCCACGAGGACCUGGUCCGCGGUAUAGAGUUCUCCCGGCCCGAGAGCUAUUAUUUCUACGGCUACAUGGUCCUGAUGAAUGCGUUUUGGAUCGUGAUUCCGGGGCUGCUCCUGGUGCAGUCGGGUGUUGCGACAGUGGAUGCUUUUGCCAGGGUUGGGAAGACGGCAAAGAGGGACUAAAGGAUGGUUGGUUGGACGCGUUAAAGGGAUUUGGGAUCAGAUACUUUGGGCAAGGAGCGCGUGGGCAUGGAGCGCGUAUGCAUGUAAUAUCUUGAUUGGGACAAGGACUUACCUCCGUUAAGGGGAUGGGACACUCCUUAUACGGGGAGUUAAAUAAUCUGGUAUUAGAGAUAUGGAUGUUAAUUGUAGCUAAUCCAAAUCCGACCAGUCUUUUUGCUAUGUAUAUACAUACCUC
Pyricularia grisea is the source of this 1155-nucleotide messenger RNA. RefSeq lists its product as uncharacterized. NCBI's taxonomy places the organism in Eukaryota, Fungi, Ascomycota, Sordariomycetes, Magnaporthales, Pyriculariaceae. Gene Ontology annotation, molecular function: C-8 sterol isomerase activity; cholestenol delta-isomerase activity; steroid Delta-isomerase activity. Gene Ontology annotation, cellular component: endoplasmic reticulum; membrane. The transcript has 3 exons. The coding region runs from base 243 to 920 and encodes 225 amino acids. Gene Ontology annotation, biological process: sterol biosynthetic process. The record is from RefSeq and is a predicted model, not a curated record.